AAUACCGUGUUGCGCACCGUGCCUUCUCCGAAGAAUCCCUCUUGUUGCAUGGGUCCGCCGAGCAUGGGGCCGGCCCACUCCAUCCCGAAGAUCCGGCGUUGACAUCAUGCCGAAUUUUAAACUCAGCAAAAGCCGCUUCCAGUCGACCGUCCAAACGCAUACGCGCUCAGUGCUCCUCAUGGCGCCACUACGCUGCAUCAACGCGCCUGCAACGGCCAGCCUGUUCGUCCAGCUCAGCAUGCGUCGCCAGGCCAUCUCGAGCGGCCUAUCCAUCUUCGACAUCCUCCUGCCUUCGCCCACCCACGCGGCGGCCGCGGCAACUGCAGUUCGCGCGCAUCGCGCAUUUUCCGUCGCGAGAGCGCGCAGCCGACGAGAUGUCCCAUUGCAAUCCAAUGGUGGAGCAUGGAAAGGCUCGACAUCACGCGCCACACUGGCGGAGCCCCGCGUAACGCCGCUCGGUCCCGGCUUCCGCCCGUUCAGCACCUCCUCCCCAAGGAGCGCGACGCACGCCAUCUAUAACCGGCAAGUAGACGACGACGGUAAUGAGAUGACGUUGGAGAUCACUCCGCGCGCAGCAAAUAGGCUCUCCGAAAUAAUGGCCAAAGACUCGAACCCGCACCUGGCCCUCCGGAUCGAAGUCGAGAGCGGCGGCUGCCACGGCUUUCAGUACCUCAUGAAACUCGUGACAUUGCCACCGUCACUUCCCGUCAGCGAUUCGUCGGCCCCUGCUGCCGAGGAAGACUCGGAGUCGGCCGUCAUCCGCGAGGACGACACGAUAUUCGCUUUCACACCCGAGGGGAGUACUUCUCCAGGAGACCUGACGGCUCCCAAGAUCAUCCUUGAUCUGCCUUCGCUUGAAAUACUGAAGGGGAGUAAGGUCGACUUCACGAUGGAACUCAUUGGGUCACAGUUCAAGAUUGUGGACAACCCGCUGGCGACGAGCAGUUGUGGCUGUGGUACAAGCUUUGAUAUCAAGAUAUGACCCCACAACUUGGCGAGGAAAAAUAUCAGAACUCAGGAUAGAGCGAUUUGUACAGAACUGCAGGCGUCGAUACCCAGAGAUAAACGGUCACUGGCAGGUCAGACACG
Molecule: messenger RNA, 1089 nt
Organism: Thermothielavioides terrestris NRRL 8126
Lineage: Eukaryota; Fungi; Ascomycota; Sordariomycetes; Sordariales; Chaetomiaceae
Exons: 2
Coding region: 107-982 (291 amino acids)
Biological process (GO): iron-sulfur cluster assembly
Cellular component (GO): mitochondrion
Molecular function (GO): iron ion binding; 2 iron, 2 sulfur cluster binding; 4 iron, 4 sulfur cluster binding
Source: RefSeq, a predicted model, not a curated record